AAUGUUGUUCGGUAUUGAACAGCGUGGUGAAGUGGUUGAUGAACUAACAGAGUAUUUGCAUGAAGUUUAUGCCAAAGAGCAAAAGAGUUUAGAUGAUAUAAGAGCAAAAGCAGAGGUCGCAAUUCAGAAGUCUCAGUCGUAUAACCAAAAGUAUUUUGAAAAGCACCAUAAACCAGCGAAAGAGUUUAAUCCGGGAGAUUUAGUUGUAAUUAAGAAUGUGGAUACCACUGUUGGCAAGAAUAAAAAAUUAAUUAAGAAAUUUAGGGGCCCAUACGUAAUCCGAAAGCGUUUAGAUAAUGAUAGAUAUGUUGUAACAGAUGUUGAGAAUUGUCAAGUAACGCAGAUGCCAUACAACAGUGUAAUAGAUUCAAGUAGAAUUAAGAUGUGGUUGGAACCAGAGUCAGAGUUUAAUGAAACGGACACAGAAGGCAACACUUUAGAAUUAGAAAUAGAACCGUUAAGUAAUGAAUAUGUAGAUUAUGAGUUUUUGGACACAUAGAAUUAACAAUUUAUUGUACAACAAUCGUGGUCGAUUGUUUUGUCAGAACGGCCGA
This is a messenger RNA of Contarinia nasturtii (swede midge), 554 nucleotides long. RefSeq lists its product as uncharacterized. The transcript has a single exon. NCBI's taxonomy places the organism in Eukaryota, Metazoa, Arthropoda, Insecta, Diptera, Cecidomyiidae. The record is from RefSeq and is a predicted model, not a curated record. The coding region runs from base 2 to 499 and encodes 165 amino acids.